AGCGGGCAGGGAUAGGAGCUGCAGGCGGAGAGAGAGCAAUGGCGAGAUGAGUCCCAGUGGAGCUCCUACACUUCCAGCAACAACAGGCACUCCAGGUGGCUCGUCAAUUCCUGCUCCAGCAGGCAACCGGACUGAAUUCACCAGGGGCCAAUGAGGCCAAGCAAUCCACAGUACAGGUGCCGGUGUCCGUGGCCAUGGUGUCUCCUCAGAUGAUCACUCCCCAGCAGAUGCAACAGAUCCUCUCCCCGCCCCAGCUUCAGGCCCUGUUGCAGCAACAGCAGGCAAUUAUGCUCCAGCAGCUACAGGAAUAUUACAAGAAGCAGCAAGAGCAGCUGCACCUGCAGCUCCUCACCCAGCAGCAAGCAGGGAAGCAGCAACCCAAAGAGGCUCUAGGGACCAAACAGCUGGCCUUCCAGCAGCAGCUCCUCCAGAUGCAACAGCUGCAGCAGCAGCACCUGCUCAGUCUGCAGAGGCAAGGGGUUGGUGGGUCUGCAGCACCGGACAGGCCAGCGGCCCCCUCCAGGACCCUCCCACAAGCUGUGUGCCCCUCGGACUUGCCACAGCUGUGGAAGGGGGACGGGGCGGCCCCAACCACCGAGGAUGGCAUCAAACAGGAGGGGCUGGACCUCACGGGUCCCGCUGCCGCCACAGCCCCCAACGCUACCCUCUCGCCCCUGCCAAGGUCUCGCCCCCCCCUCUCCCAUCACGCCCUGCCCAAUGGUCAGGGCCCCACGCCCACACCCCGCAGAGACAGCUCCUCCCAUGAGGAGAACCCCGGCUCCCACCCGCUCUACGGGCAUGGGGAGUGCAAGUGGCCUGGCUGUGAGAUCCUCUGUGAAGACCUCUCCCAGUUUGUCAAACACCUCAACACCGAGCACGCCCUCGAUGACCGCAGCACAGCACAGUGCCGGGUCCAGAUGCAGGUGGUCCAUCAACUGGAGAUCCAGCUAGCCAAGGAAAGCGAGCGUCUGCAGGCAAUGAUGGCCCAUCUGCACAUGAGACCUUCCGAGCCAAAGCCCUUCAGUCAGCCACUGAAUCUGGUGUCUGGGGCCCCCCUGUCCAAGGUGGCCAUCUCGACUGCAGACUCAUUCCCCGACGGCCUGGCUCAUCCCCCCACUUCGGCUGCUGCCCCAGUCACCCCCCUGCGGCCCCCAGGCCUCAGUUCUGCUGCCCUGCAUGGGGGUGGCCCUGCCCGCAGGAGAAGCACUGACAAGUUUUGCACCCCCAUUUCCUCUGAGCUCGCCCAGAAUCACGAGUUCUACAAAAACGCAGAUGUUCGACCGCCCUUCACCUAUGCCUCCCUCAUUCGCCAGGCCAUCCUGGAGACCCCAGACCGGCAGCUGACCCUGAACGAGAUCUACAACUGGUUCACCAGGAUGUUUGCCUAUUUCCGCAGGAACACGGCCACCUGGAAGAACGCCGUCCGCCACAACCUGAGCCUGCACAAGUGCUUCGUGCGGGUGGAGAACGUCAAAGGCGCUGUGUGGACGGUGGACGAGAACGAGUACCAGAAGCGGAGGCCACCAAAGAUGACCGGGAGUCCAACCCUCGUCAAAAACAUGAUUUCGGGACUCAGCUAUGGAGCACUGAAUGCCAGCUACCAGGCCGCCCUGGCCGAGAGCAGCUUCCCCCUCCUGAACAGCCCUGGGAUGUUGAACCCCGGCUCCACCAGCAGUCUCCUGCACCUCGGCCAUGACGACGUGAGCAGCACCGUGGACUCCCUGGCCAGCAAUGGCAGCAGCAGCCCCCCCCGCCUCUCGCCCCCACAGCACAGUCACCAGGUGCAGGUGAAGGAAGAGCCAGCUGAGCCUGAGGAGGACAGCCGGCCUGGCCCCCCGCUGGCCCCCAACCCUAGCGCCGCUGUCACCGUCACUGCCAUCGAGGACAGGGACCUGGAGGAAGAGCUGCCGGGGGAAGAGCUGUUGUGGAUGAGUGCCGACAGCCAGCUCUGCUCUCCCUCUCGUCAGGCGGAUGGGUGCCCACAACCAGCACUACUCGCCUCGUCAUCAGGCGGAUGGGCACCGACAGCCAGCUCUGCUCGCCCCCUCAUCAGGGGGAUGGGCGCCCACAACCAGUUCCGGUCUCCCCCUCAUCAGGCGGAUGGGCGCCCACAACCAGUCCUGCUCUCCUUCUCGUCAGGCGGACAGACUCUCCCAGUCAACGCUGGUCUCCCCCUCGUCAGGCAGACGGUGUCCACAGUCAGCUCUACUAUCCCUUUUGUCAGGAGGAUGGGCUCCCACAACCAACUCUGGUCUCCCCUUUGUUAGGGAGAUGGGCUCCCCCAGCCUGCUCUGGUGUCCCCCUCAUCAGGCAGACGGGCUCACGCAGCCAGCACUGUUCUCCCCAUUGUCACCCCAGCAGUGACAGACAGACUCAACAGGACUUGAGGAGACUUGCAUUUUCCCCCCUGCCCCCUAAUCCAGAGUGGGCAGGGAGCCCAACCAGGAGCUCCAGCUAAGACCAUCCCCAUCACCCCUUCCCCAUCACCCCUCCACCUGUUCCCCCUGCUCCCAUCCCUUUCCACCCCUCCUCCCACCAGCAUCAGCAGCACGCUCCUCCCCCCACCCCACAUGCUUCCAUCCCCCAGCUUGUAACUCCACUUUGAGUCCCCUAAGAUGUGGGGAUGGAGUCAGUCCACAUACACAGCAACCCAGAGACCCCUCUCAGCCACCAGCUGGCUUUGCACUAAGAAAUAUCUGCUCACUUCCACCCCCACUUGGCUGUCAUCGCCCCCUCCAGCUCCCCCAAAGGAGCCUGAGCCAACCAGCCAGGGGGUCUUCUCAGAUCUGUGUGCCACCCACCCCAUACUGUGAAAAACUCUGCCAGACCCCUCACCCAGUCUGUGCUGAUGCCCCCACCCCCUUCCCCCAGCUUGGCCAGCCCGGUGGGAGACGAGGGGCUGUCCUGAGGGCAGCCCAGAUGGGGAGAGGGUCGGGGAGCAGGGAUUGUCUGGUGGGGGGCGGGGCAGACAUGCAGUUGGACCCCUUCAGUUAGCCUUACCAGCGGUGAGUGGCAGCUGAAUUUCCUUCCAUCCCCCUGGGACCCAGGCUCAGGCCCAGCCCCUCUCCUCCCACCCUUGAUCGGGGGUCUGGAAGUAUGACCUGAAGGGUCAGUGUAAGCAUCUCCCUCCACCCCACUGUCUACCACCCCCCUCCACCCCUCACCCCCUACCAGCUUUCUGGCUCUGGCCCUGUCUGCAGGAGAUGAGACCCCUACUCCUCCUCUCGACAUCCAGUCGGGAGGUAGAGGGUGACCCCUGACAAGGGGAAUGGGUGACAGAAGAAGGACCCUCAAACCCUCAGCAUCCUGCUCCCAUCACCUCCUGCUCUGCCCUCUCUCCGGGUAACCCCUCCCCAUCCCGGGACCCCUGGUUACCAAUGACCAAAGACCUUUCUUAUGCUAGAAGCAGAAACCAAAACUUUUUGUUUCUUCC
Tachyglossus aculeatus (Australian echidna) is the source of this 3433-nucleotide messenger RNA. It is a transcript of the gene FOXP4, whose product is annotated as forkhead box P4. NCBI's taxonomy places the organism in Eukaryota, Metazoa, Chordata, Mammalia, Monotremata, Tachyglossidae. Gene Ontology annotation, molecular function: RNA polymerase II cis-regulatory region sequence-specific DNA binding; DNA-binding transcription repressor activity, RNA polymerase II-specific. Gene Ontology annotation, biological process: regulation of transcription by RNA polymerase II. The record is from RefSeq and is a predicted model, not a curated record. Gene Ontology annotation, cellular component: nucleus.